Molecule: messenger RNA, 1013 nt
Organism: Arachis stenosperma
Lineage: Eukaryota; Viridiplantae; Streptophyta; Magnoliopsida; Fabales; Fabaceae
Exons: 1
Coding region: 163-858 (231 amino acids)
Source: RefSeq, a predicted model, not a curated record
AGAAAAGACUAACCAAUAAAUGUCAUGUAUCCAACACCUCCGUAUUACUAGCUGUUUUGACGCCAAAUUCCUCCUAUAAAGGAAGUAGUUGUAAACCAUCGAAAUUGCGCAAAUUAAAAACCCAACGAAGUUAUUAAAGCAACUCAUCCUCAAUAUAAUUCAAUGGCUAGAUACCAUAAUAAGCAGGUUCUAUGCUUGUUGCUGACCCUGGCAGCUAGCGUGUAUGGCACUAAGGCAGUGGACUAUGCAGUGUCCAACAAUGCUGAAUCCAGCGUUGGCAGCCGCCGCUUCGAAAAAGACGUAGGCUCGGAUUACGCCAAGCAAACUCUGAGCGAUGCUGCUGACUUCAUACACAAGCUCUUCCAUCAGCAAAACACUGAUUAUGAUGUGAAGAAUGUCCAGAAAGUGACCAUGGUAGUCGAAAACAUCGAUGGCGUGGCAUAUGCCGACAACAACGCGAUCCAUGUGAGUGCAGGCUACAUAGAGAGGUUCCAGGGAGACAUAAAGAAGGAUCUGACAGGAGUGCUAUAUCACGAGAUGACUCAUCUCUUGCAGUGGAAUGCUAACGGCCAGGCUCCGUCCGGUCUCAUUGAAGGCAUUGCGGAUUUCGUGAGGCUCAAGGCUGGCUAUGCUGCACCGGGCUGGGCUCCCCCGGGCCGUGGAGAUAACUGGUUCCAAGGCUACGACGUCACUGCUCGCUUCUUAGACUACUGCAAUACCAUAAAGAAUGGUUUUGUUGCCGACUUAAACGACAGGAUGAAGACCAGCUAUAACGAUGACUACUUCACUCAGAUUCUUGGCAAGCCCGUUACUCAGCUCUGGAUUGACUACAAGGCCAAGUUUACUACCAACAACUAGCAGAACUAGAUUACAUCUAUAAUCAUAAUAGUAAUAAUAAUUAAGAAUAACACAUGUAUCCUAACACUCUGAUUCAGGGUUUGGUGGUGGAGAAAAUUUGACUAGAUUUCUAUUCUGGCAUUCACUGCUUCCCCAACAAUCAUCAUGUUAUGUGC